UCAAGGCACAUGUACCUUGCACGGCUUGCAGCUUGCAUGACACCACCUGCGGUCUUCCGUCACUAAGGUACCUCUGCCCAUCAGCAAAAACCCUUGGGCCUUUUCAUCUAUUACCCUCUAAUGCAUGGACCUUCGGAGCCAUGAUGCGCCAGCUUCCUCUUCAUCACUUCCAUCCGGACUUCUUCUCCGCUCCUCUCGAACAAACAGCCCUCUCCAUGACUCUCACAGGCCAGCCUUCAAGAUGACGGAACCCCCAUCAGAACAACCGCCGAUGGCGGACACUUACGACGACCAAGAUCACGAGCCGCAUCCGUUUGCGCCAAUCUUCACCCUCGUGAAUAAUGCAUCGACGCGUACAACCCAUCAUCCACAUGUGCGCUACAUCUUCAGCGACGAUGACCCAGACAUCCUAACACAAGCAUUAGCCGAACUUGACGUCGGUGUCGACGGAACCGCCUCCGACCCAGCCUCGUCCAAUAGGGCUAUGGUAUUAGACCUAGCACCCGAUCCUACAGGAGGAUAUAGCGUUGCUUGGGCUUCAAGUUUAUCGCCGUCCUGGGCAGUACUAGAUGCGCAACUUAGCCAAAUAGCAGCACCUUCGUCCGACGCGGAAAGCAAUAGCGGUAAUGGAGGCGGAGAUGGUAGCAGCCGACCUGGUCGCCUUAUGCUAAAAAUUGAAGGCAUAGAAAGCAACAGUCUAGGCUCGGAGGGUGGACUAUCUGGAGAGGCAAGCAGACACGGUUCAGGCAGCGGAAGUGGUAGUGGAAGUGGUCAGCAUGAUCGUGGCCGAGGAGAGAUCGAAGACUAUACAAACUUGGUGGACAAAUUUGAUAGGCAGAUGACCACGCUUCGGAAAAUCGUCGAUGCUAGCGAGGAGAGGCAACGGAAGACGGCCGCGGAUACCUACGCGAUGAUGGAACCCACACAAGAAGUAGCAGGUGGGCUCCAACCGACGGAUUGAAUGCCUUGGAGGAAACCAAUAUUUAUGCAACGCAAAGUCCGAACGAUGCCAUAAGAUUGUCCUUGGGAGGUUUCUUGAAUUUAUUAGAACGGUGACCGGAAUUAAAUUUGCAUCGUUAGCCUUUCAGGGCUACGGAGAAUGAUGAACAGGAUUACAGAACUGCAGAUCGUCGUCUCGAUC
This is a messenger RNA of Daldinia vernicosa, 1141 nucleotides long. RefSeq lists its product as uncharacterized. The record is from RefSeq and is a predicted model, not a curated record. Lineage: Eukaryota; Fungi; Ascomycota; Sordariomycetes; Xylariales; Hypoxylaceae. The coding region runs from base 125 to 961 and encodes 278 amino acids. The transcript has a single exon.